AUGGAUCUGUCAACCACUCCCCAACGAUCGCCGUAUCGACAUGGCGGGCUCUCCUCCUUCAUUCCGCUCAACGAAGAGAUCUCAGCCGUGUCGACUAGAGGCCAACGGCUCCCAGGUCUGAUCCAAAGUCGAUCGAGCACGUCGCUAUUUACCCUGCCGAAGCGGCCGCAGACACGACGAGACUCUUUUAACAGCCAUCAUUCGGCUGAAGACGAGGAGCAGGGUCCUCGAGAUGAGAUGGAGCCUUUACACAGACGCCGCACCGUAACCAUGGAGGUCGAUGCGAGACGAAUGAGUCUGGGUCCAGAGAUUCUCAUGACCCCUCAAAUGCGCAGCAUGCGCCUGAUCGGAAACAGCAACCCUCGGUAUCGCUGGCACCAGUACUACAAGACGGAGGAAGAGCUGAACAAGAUGAAGAAGCCUAUACGAAAAUACUAUGAGCGUAAUAACUUCCUGAUUGCCCAGUACAUGUACAUUGACAGGCUUCUGGACUCGUCACUCCCUCACAAUCUUAUUCAAGAGUACAACCAAUUCUCAAAUGGGUCCACCCUCAAUACCAAUAUGAAGACCAUCAACGAAGAGCCUUCCGGAGCAGCCGCCAACGCGACUACACCGACGGGUACUCAAUCCAGCAACGCUACAACGGCAGCAGAGUUGAAGUUGAAGCGCACACCAAAAAAUCUAUACAAGCUCCCCAGUGAGACCACGCCUCUGUUGCCCGAUAGCGACGAACCUCCCAAUGUGUCCCAUCCGGACAUCAAUCUGGAGGAUAUGGACGAUAAUGUCGACUCGGAUGAUCCGAUCGUAACGGUGGCCAUCUACCUCAACCUUGUGGCCAACAUUAUUCUGCUUGCCGGAAAACUUGUCGUUAUAGUGCUGACGUCCUCACUUUCCGUCCUCGCGUCUCUCGUUGAUGCGGCGCUGGAUUUCCUGUCGACCGCCAUAGUCUGGACUACCACGAAGCUCAUUUCCCAGCAAGACCAGUACGCGUACCCUAUCGGGAGACGGCGUCUCGAGCCUGUCGGAGUUCUGGCCUUCAGCAUUGUCAUGAUCACCUCGUUCUUCCAAGUCAGUCUGCAGUGCCUGAACCGCCUGCUUUCACCGGACCACACUGUUGUGCAGCUGGGAAUUCCUGCGAUUGUCAUCAUGCUGAGCACCAUAGGCAUCAAAGGCUUUUGUUGGUUUUGGUGUCGGCUGGUGAAGAAUAGCUCCGUGCAAGCGCUGGCUCAGGAUGCCGCAACCGACGUCGUUUUCAACCUGUUCUCGAUUGUGUUCCCCUUGGUUGGCUACUAUGCCCAAAUCUGGUGGCUGGACGCUCUGGGCGGUCUGCUAUUGUCACUGUACGUCAUUUUCAAUUGGUCCAAGACUAGCAGUGAGCAUGUUCGAAACUUAUGCGGAGCUGCGGCCACCGCUGAUCAGCGCAAUGUACUUCUCUACCUCACUAUGCGCUUUGCAAAGACAAUUCGGUAUAUCCAGGGGCUCCAGGCCUACCACGCCGGCGACAAGUUGAAUGUCGAAGUCGACAUCGUCCUCGACGAGAACAUGAGUCUACGGGACAGCCACGACCUUGGGGAGAGCUUGCAGUACGUGCUGGAAAGUGUGCCGUUUGUGGACAGGGCGUUUGUGCAUGCGGAUUACGCUGAUUGGAAUCUGCCGAGUCAUAUGAAUCAACAAGGGUGA
Molecule: messenger RNA, 1680 nt
Organism: Capronia epimyces CBS 606.96
Lineage: Eukaryota; Fungi; Ascomycota; Eurotiomycetes; Chaetothyriales; Herpotrichiellaceae
Exons: 1
Coding region: 1-1680 (559 amino acids)
Biological process (GO): monoatomic cation transport; transmembrane transport
Cellular component (GO): membrane
Molecular function (GO): monoatomic cation transmembrane transporter activity
Source: RefSeq, a predicted model, not a curated record